AUGGAAAACUGGUAUGUAGAUGCAGGAAAUCGUGUCGUCAAGGAUUACCUGAAACAUGAUCGGCAUCGAGAUAUGAAUCAAGUGAAACAUGUGAUAGAACACCGCAUCAACACACCAAAGACGUAUCAUUUGCCCCCACUACACCCCCCUCAACCCCAGCACGUCCCACAACAGGUCAUCCAGCAGAUACCCCACCCUGUCAUACAGCGGAUAGGUUUAGAUGACAACCAGCCACAGAAAGGCUCUCUGUUUAAUAAAGCAGAUUUAAUGGAGAUGAUGAUGAUGCAAGGUGCCCAGAUGCACCAGUUAGUCAUGCAGCAGAUGAUGAUGAGUAAUUUACCAGGAAACCCUCGUACAGCUUAUCCAGCAGUACUAGCAGAACCAGCAGCUCCAGUUAUGAUGAAUCGUGCAGGAGGAGCUGUUCAUCACCAUCAUUAUCAGAUGUCACCGCCACCACAACCCACGGUUCAUCACUACCCCUCCCUACCUGCUAUACAACCAACUGCAACAGGCCUGCCUGGACCCACAGGGGCGAUGACCCCUGUUCGGGUUGCAGCAACCGGACGCCCAGAACCGGCCCGAGCAUUAGUUUUACCCCGUGGUCAAGUGUCCAGACCGCGGUCGAUAUCUCCGCCACCCGUAGCAGCCAAACGAGCGGUAAAGCGUUUUACCAAACAUGCCUUCCCUGGGCCUAAAGCGCUCAGAAGGUUCCGCCACAUAGCUUAUGCUGCUUGGUUUAUAUCAAUACUUAGAGCUGCAGCACGGAAGAAUGUUGGUAAUCGUCCUAGUAGCGUGUUCCUGUUUGGCAUCAUUCUGAAAGAGAUCGUCGCUGCAUUACAUAGAAUAUACCUCAAUCCUAGUGGUAAUAUAUACCCUGUGCUGGCGGACGUGGUAAGUCCUCAGGCUUACGAUCUGACGAACCUGCUGCGUGACAGGUCCGGCGACAAGGAGACCAGCGUAAUGCUGCAGGAACUGCAAUACGUUGUCGAGAAUCUUAUUUAUCACAUUACCGAAAUCAUGCCAAGCUCUGGGGUAUUGGGCACUCAUCGGAAAUCUGCAGUGUUUGAACUAGUCCGUAAUGGGAAACGCUUUCCUGACGGUUACUUCUGGCAGGCGGAACUGGAUAGACUGCAGUUCACGGAUAACGGACGAACAGCAAAUAUUGGUGAUGCGGAGGCCUUUCUCCUCAUUGUAGGAAUCUUCAUUUCUAGGAGUUUGGUGACAACUCUGCUGAUGAAACCGGUAGACUAUGGACUGUCAUCUCAACCUCUAACUGAUGUAGCAGAGAGAAACCUGAAAAUCCUUGCCACUACCAUGUUAUACCUUGUAAGACGAGUCUCUACGUUACGUGGCAAAGCUAUGCUGCCACCACCAGGAGAGAUAUCGAAGUACUUGUACACUGAUGAAGAAAUGCGACCGAUCUACAGUAAAUUAGGACGUUCAUUCAACUAUUCUGAGGGUCUACUUCGAGAAUGGGGUCAGGAGUAUAUAAAGAGGUUAAGGGCUGCUCCCCUAGCCAACAAGUAG
This is a messenger RNA of Ylistrum balloti, 1527 nucleotides long. RefSeq lists its product as uncharacterized. The coding region runs from base 1 to 1527 and encodes 508 amino acids. Lineage: Eukaryota; Metazoa; Mollusca; Bivalvia; Pectinida; Pectinidae. The transcript has 16 exons. The record is from RefSeq and is a predicted model, not a curated record.